Messenger RNA from Nomia melanderi (Alkali bee), 2824 nucleotides. Its product is annotated as diacylglycerol lipase-beta. The record is from RefSeq and is a predicted model, not a curated record. Lineage: Eukaryota; Metazoa; Arthropoda; Insecta; Hymenoptera; Halictidae. Gene Ontology annotation, biological process: arachidonate metabolic process; neurogenesis; diacylglycerol catabolic process. Gene Ontology annotation, cellular component: cytoplasm; plasma membrane. Gene Ontology annotation, molecular function: triacylglycerol lipase activity.
CGGGGCUCGAGUAAGUAGUCGAGCGGCGCGGACCGAUCGGUACAAAUCACUCCUAGCGUUUGCUCGUUCGAUGCCAUGCCGGGAAGCAGGCUUCGCUGAAGCUCGGACUUCUGUACGGUUUUUCGGGUCUUCACCGAAUCGGAUUCCUGUAGGUUGAUCUGUGAUACAGUGGUUCUUCGAUUGUUUUCGCGGUUGUACUAUUGAUCGGUUUACAUAGGUGAUCGAUCGUAUAGUUCUGUUCGGUAGAAUCUUUGCCGAAUAAGGUGUCCACAAAAGCUACCAGUUUCGGUUUGGAAAGGUGAUCGGUUGACGGAGUUUUCUUCGGGGAUUAUUUGUUUGCCUGGAAGAUGCUAGGAGUUACAUCUUCGGAGUAGGUGGUUUUAGUAGAAAUCGACUCGCGGAGAACACUGUUGCAAUGAAAGAUACGAUGGUUCGUGAUUUCUAUCGUAUUGAUGCUUCGUCACGAUAAGUUUACUACUACGCGCAUCGUAUCAAAUGAUCGCUUCAAAGUCGCGUGAAAGAGCCUCCUGUUAGACUACGGACUUCGUGCCUUUAUGGGAAAUGCCUGCGAUCAAUCUUUUCGGAAGAAAAUGGCUAGCCGCGACCGAUGAUUUGGUGUAUCCAGGACUGUUUGAAAUUUUCGUUCGUACCGUGUGGUUAAUUCUCAUUGGUGUCGCUUGCGGUCGAUACUAUCAGUACACAUGGGGCUGUCAAUCAGGUGGCGAAUUGGUACGCGUGUUUUUUCUCGGACAAUUGGUCUACCUCGCCCUGAGCAUACUCUUUAUGGCCAUUAUCGUGAGGCACAGCGCGAAAGGGAGCAUCAUGGAUACACGAGCCCGCAAAUACGUGCAGCCGCUCCUAACAGUAAAGAUUCUGUUUAUCCUACCCGAGAUAGGAUGGAACCUGUUAGGAAGCAUAUGGAUAUUUGGUGGCAGCAUAAAAUGCAGUUACGAUCAUUACACCGUGGCCAUCGUUCAAUCUCUUGUGCUGUUCGACUGGAUCUUCAUAGGCCUCACUAUUUUUGGGCUGGUGUUGAUCUUCGAUCCUCUGGGCUCGAUAGAAAAGAAGAAACUCGAAAAUCUGGCCGAAUACAGCAAGGUGUCCAAUAAUUGGUUGCGUAGACUCAAAUUGCUCUGGUGGAUACGAAAAGACGAGAAUGCUAAAGAGACUUUUCAACAUGUUGCUGCCUUGCUAAAUCACCUAAGCCGCGCAACUGACUUGGUUCCUUCGGAUAUAAUGGCAGGACUCAUUUUACUGAGGGUAUACCAAAAGCGUCGUCUGCAUGAAUCACGUAGCCAAAAUGUCCUGCCUCGUCUAACGUAUACAACAGACACGUCAAUAAUUUUCGCUAACACACCCAGCUGGAUGAACCUUCAAAGUGCUUAUUACUAUCUGAGAUUAUCGACAGCUUGUUAUGGAUGGUUAUACGUGUUUUACAAACACACAUGGACAGGAUGUUGUCAUCUUUUGCAGAAUUUAACUUGUUGCACUUGCUUUCGAAGAAAGCCGACUGCGAUUCGCGGCGACAAUUGUUGCUACUGUUAUUUAGCUGGUGUGAAGUCAUUGUCAAACAUAUGUGUAGAUGAUAUUUUAUACGCGUCAUUUAAGAAUUUCUUGUGCGAGAUACCGUUCUGCGUCGUCGUAGAUCAUAAGAAAAACAGUAUCGUCAUCGUUAUACGAGGCACAAUAUCAAUACGUGAUAUAAUCACAGACAUUUACGCGGCUUCCAGGAAUUUUGAAUGCGAAGGCGUUCCACCGGGUUCGGCGGCUCACCAAGGCAUGAUAGCUGCAGCAAGGGAGAUUUUUAAGCAAUUAAAAAAAAAUAAUGUUUUGGAACAAGCAUUCAUCACAUAUCCUAACCACGAUUUAAUACUUACAGGUCACAGCCUGGGUGCUGGUAUAGCAGUUCUAUUAUCAUUUUUAUUAAGGCCUGAAUACCCGAACCUAAAGGUCUUUGCAUUCGCUACACCAGCUGGCCAUCUCAGCCGAGAACUUGCCAAGAUGUCGGAGGAAUUUGUCCUAACAGUAGGAAUUGGUGAUGACUUCGUUAUGAGGCUUGAUGUUAACUCUAUAAUAAAGCUGAGGAAUGCUUUGCUCAUGGCAAUUCGAACUUGCACACUACCAAAAUACAGAGUGAUUUCAAAUUCAUUAGGCUAUAUGCUUUUUGGCAUCCCUGAAAAGGAUCUUACCAAAAGUUGGUGUUCGUGUAAUGUGAUAAGCAAGACGGCGGGGGAAUUGCCAUUGCUCAAUGAACAAAACGAAGUGACAAUGGAGGAAGGUAAAAAAUUCGAACGAGACUUGACGAUAAGAAAGUAUGUGUCACAGAGAUUGUAUCCAGGAGGAAAGAUACUUCACCUAAGAAAAAUUAAGCCUGAAACCAAACAGUCAGAAGAGAAAAGAAAAAAGGAAAGUAGGAAAGAGAGAAAAUAUGAAAUGAGGUGGGCUGAAGCGGACGAAUUUCAAGAUAUAUUGGUAAUGCCACGGAUGCUAUGGGAUCAUUUACCGAAUACCAUAGAACAUGCUCUAAAGGUCUUAGUAGAAGAACAAAAUGAUUUGCCACAAUAUAUUGAUUAAUAACCGAAUUCAAAGGUACACAUUUUUUUUAAUAUUGACAAAAAAGACGCGAAGAAGAAUACAUGCUCAAGAAGAAACAAAAUUAUUUAUUUCUUUACAAUUAACAUAUUUUAUUUUCACUUUUUAUACGGGUAUACAAACGCUUCCGAAGUGUUGUAAUAAAAGUAUCUAACAUUUCACUUUCGAAAGAAACCACACUGUAAUUUGUUAUUUUUUAGACUGCGAGAAAGUAAAGCUUAUAAUUUCUCUA